This is a messenger RNA of Gracilinanus agilis (Agile Gracile Mouse Opossum), 920 nucleotides long. It is a transcript of the gene CLDN23, whose product is annotated as claudin 23. The coding region runs from base 1 to 840 and encodes 279 amino acids. Gene Ontology annotation, molecular function: structural molecule activity. NCBI's taxonomy places the organism in Eukaryota, Metazoa, Chordata, Mammalia, Didelphimorphia, Didelphidae. Gene Ontology annotation, cellular component: plasma membrane; bicellular tight junction. The record is from RefSeq and is a predicted model, not a curated record. The transcript has a single exon. Gene Ontology annotation, biological process: bicellular tight junction assembly; cell adhesion.
AUGAUGACGCCCGCGGCCAUGACCGUGGGCUUGGUGCUGGCCCCCUGCGGCUUGCUCUUGUGUCUGGUCAGCACGUUGACCCCCGGCUGGCGGCAGGCGACAGGUUUCCUGGAUAGGCCAGUGAACUUUUUGCUGACCCAGGGGCUGUGGGACAUUUGUUCGGAGCAGAGCAGCCAAGACAGCCAGUGCGGGCUGCCUGACGAGCUGGGCUACUACGAGGCUGAACCCGUGCGCGCAGCCCGAGCACUGACAGUCACCGGGCUGGCCACCACGGCCGUGGGGCUGCUGCUGGCCACGCUGGGGGUGCGCUGCUGGCGCACAAAGCCUUGCGCCUGGCUAGCAGGGGUCUCGGGCCUGGUCCUCUUCGCCGCGGGCCUCCUGGAACUCAUCCCCGUGUCUUGGUACACCCAUGUCCUGCAGAAUCGCACUGUGCUGCCCGCACAGCCCAGCCCGGUCCAGCUGCGGGUUGGCUAUAGCGUGGUGCUUGGCUUCCUGGGCAGUUGCCUGCUGCUGAUUGGGGGCUUCUCCCUGGCGCUCAGCUUAGCCCAGGUGUGUGUAGAGCGCUGCUGCGCGGAGCGCCCUAAGGCGUACCCCAAUCCUCGGCGCAGCAGUCUUAACGAGGUGCGAAUUCAAUGGCCCGAAGCUCCCUCCAUUUCAGGGAUCUUAUCCCAGCAAAGCCAGAGCCGGCUUCAGCCCCGGAGCGGCCCCAAGCCCCGGGUGGGCUUCAGGAUGCCUCGGCCAGCAGCCUACACAAACCCAGAGGAUGUACUGAAGGGGGAGCAAAGCAGCAGCCGGCACCUGAGCUCCAGCACCACGUUGCCCUGUGACUCAGACUUGUAGCCUCCCUCGGCUUGGAUACCUGGUCCUGGCUCUGCUCCAUCAGUGCCUUCUCCCCACUUUGGGAGAAGGUCUCAGACUGC